GCCUGAACUGAUGCACAGCAGCAGACACAUGUUUCCUCGAAAUGGGGGGAGUUUCUUAUGUAGAACUACUUCAAAUGCAAAUUUGGUCUUAGCCCCUCCCACUUGUUUCUUCCUUUUCAUAAGGUCUGUAUUCCAGCUGUAUUUCUUCAGAAGCCUUGUGACGUAAGAGCAGUGAGAGUAUAAAAACAGCUGCGGGGCCUCUGUCACAGCAGAAACACGCCUGACUGCAGCAGUGUCAACACUCCUGUUGAUUGGAAUUAGAGAUCAUGGAACGGCUGACUUCUGCSGAGGAGAACCGUGAGAGGAUCCGGGCUGUGGAGAGCUUGUUCGGCUCGGGGGGCAAGCCCCUGUACCAGGACGGUCGCAUUCUGGUUGGAGAAGGCAGGCUGAUGAAGCAGAGCCGCAAGGGCCAGCAGCCCAAAGCUUUCUUCCUCUUCAGCGACAUCCUGGUGUACGGCAGCAUCAUUCUGAACGGCCGCUGGUACACCAAGCAGCAGAUCAUCCCUUUAGAGUCCGUCCAGCUGGAUGACCUGAAGGACAGCAUCAGUUCGAAGAACCGCUGGCUGAUCCGCACGCCACGCAAGUCCUUCUUCGUGGCAGCGUCCUGCCAAGAGGAGAAGCAGGCCUGGAUCGAGCACAUGAACGACUGUCAGUCCAAGCUGCUCCUGAGCGGCCGUCACACGCUCGGGUCCGACUUCGCCGUCACCUGGAUCCCGGACGAGGCCUCCCCCAACUGCAUGCGCUGCUCCCUCAAGUUCACCAUGGCCAACCGCCGACACCAUUGUCGCAGCUGCGGCUACCUGGUCUGCGGGGCCUGCUCCAAGAACCGAGUGGUGAUCGAGCACAUCCACCCAACCAAGCCGCUGAGGAUCUGCCAGCAGUGUCACAUCGAGCUGGGGGACCAGGAGCUGGUGGCCCCUGAGACCAUCCGCCAGAGAGGGAACAGCGAGGGCAGGCUGAGCUCAGAUGAGGAGGGGAUGGAGGUGUACAGCAUGGAGGAGGAGACAGAGGAGAACCUGGAGGAUCAGGACCUUGACAUGAACAUGAGCUCGUGGUCCCCCUAUGUCUACCUGAACCCUCAGAACUUCAGGCCAUGAGCAGAAGACUCCAGGUCUUCCUCUUUACUCCCCUUUAAUGCUGACGUCCCGUGUCAGUAAUGACUCCUCCUCUGUAGCUWUGUGCACUAUGAGCCACUUAAGAGCAAUCCCCAAAUAUACAUAGACCAUGUAUUUAAUUUUAUACAAUAUAUUUAUUUAUGUGUGGAAAAUGUCCUUCUUUUGUUUGCUGCUGAAUUACUACUGCUGUGAAGUUCUCGUUUUCAUCCUGACCUCAAUAUGUCUGUAGAAGUUCAGGUUUUAGUUGAACACUUAUGUACAGUUGUUGUACAGCCUUUWUAUGUUUAUUUUUUGUAAAAUGAAGYCUUAUYGCCAUGUAAAACAGUGUUUGUAUAAACAAUAUGUAAGCUAAACUUUCACUGUCUUUUAACUACACUGAAGAAUAAAGCAAUUAAACUAACA
Molecule: messenger RNA, 1517 nt
Organism: Austrofundulus limnaeus
Lineage: Eukaryota; Metazoa; Chordata; Actinopteri; Cyprinodontiformes; Rivulidae
Gene: plekhf1
Product: pleckstrin homology domain containing, family F (with FYVE domain) member 1
Exons: 2
Coding region: 267-1097 (276 amino acids)
Biological process (GO): endosome to lysosome transport; endosome organization
Cellular component (GO): early endosome
Molecular function (GO): metal ion binding; phosphatidylinositol binding
Source: RefSeq, a predicted model, not a curated record